AUGAAAGAGCCUUACAGUUUGCCUCUCACCUCUGGGCAAGAGCUUGCGAACAGGGAGUUGCUCGCCAAGCCGAUCUACGCCUCCUUCGACGGGAUGGUCAACUACUUGAGGUCAAGUACCUAUGCUUACCACUAUGGUCUGCUCGUGAACCGGGGUUACCAAGAGUUCAUCAAGAGCUCUGCUGAUCAAGACACGCAAGGCAAACUCACAGCUUUGACUAUGGUUAAGCUUGAUACUUUGAUCCCUACGUUUGACUCAUCCACUAGAGUUCUGACUAUUUGUCAGAUCGAUGCGUUUGUCACCACUUCCGAUUCCCCAGGAGCUGAGAUAUGUGCUUUCGACGGGGUAGAGGAGAAGACGAAGACCGCCGCCAUCGGGCUGCCCUUCAACUACGAGAUUGACAACGCAACAGCGGGCUACCCACCUGCCUUUCAGGCAGCAAAAUUGGGAAUAGGCCGCUACAACAACCCGAAUUUCUUGCAGAUGCACGGAGAGACGACAACUGAGAUGCACCGCCAGUAUCUAGAACAGUUGCGUGGAAUAGAGAUCUCUCGACCCAGGAAGUCUGAUGCCUACCAGGACUGUGAGGAAGUCAAAUUGGCCAUUGCGCAUGCCAGAACAGUUCGAACCAAGGAAGCUUGGAAACGUGUCCGUCGAGUGCGACGAGCUCACCGCAAGACUUGGCAUGCACGUCGCCUAACUCAGAUCCUUAAUGGAGAUUGGGACCAGUACAGAAUGCUUCAACGAGAAAAAACACGGAGACGAGGGUGGUGGGGUAAAAUGCUUGUGGACAAGUCUUCGGAGAAGCUUGCUGCAGAGACUCGGGAGCACCUCGUAACCAAACUGUUCAACCCUUUUCAGAAUGAUUGGGAUGACCUUAUCAAUUCGCAGAUAGAUGCCGUCACUGAAACGACCUGCUUCGUUCCCUUCACCCUCCUAGAUCUUCGCACAGAAUUACACGAGAUGCGCCUCAACAGCGCGAUUGGACCUGACGGGGUGAGUGUUCACCUACUUCGUUGUCUUGUCGAUGAUCCUGUUCUUGGGGAGGAUUUGCUCGGCUUGGUGAAUCACAUUGUUGAGACGCUGGAGCUCCCCGAGAAAUGGCAGGUCAGCUUUCUUGCUCUUUUGGCAAAAAAGGAUGUGCCGGAAACCCCGAAAGAUUUACGUCCUAUUUGCGUCAGUUCAGCUUUUCACAAACUCGUCAGUCGACUUGUAUGUGCCCGCACGAUGCCGAUGUUGCGCACUGGAUCACGCAUUAGUGGAUGUGGAAAGGGACGACAGUCCGCGGACGUGAUUGGGACGAUAUCCAGAGUUCGAGAUGUAAUUCAUGAAUGGCGUGUUCCAGCUCUGCUUUGUAAGCUUGACAUCUCAGGUGCAUUUGAUCGAAUUGAUCGGCUUCGUAUCUGUGAGUUCUUACGGGAUAGGCUUGGGCAUCGGGAUGUUCCGCAUGAACUCAAAUAUCUUCUGGCACAGCUACGGACGUAUACGUUGGCUGGUGAGGCACCUGGAGGACAACAGAUUGUUCUGGAUGCCAACAUUGGCAUAAAACAAGGUGCGCCUGAGAGCACCGAGCUCUUCGGGAUGAUCAUGGAUUGCAUGUUAAGCGAACUCACUGAUUGCCAAGGAUGGAAGAAAUUCGGGGCGGCACUUCCGGGACUAGAUGUUCAACUUGUCUUCUAUCAAGAUGACAUUUUCUUGUUGGAGGGCGACUUUGUACGGCUUUGUAAGAAGAUCAAUGUCAUUGAGCCUCAUUGA
Messenger RNA from Symbiodinium sp. CCMP2592, 1755 nucleotides. The record is from the annotation of a GenBank genome assembly. Lineage: Eukaryota; Dinophyceae; Suessiales; Symbiodiniaceae.